Molecule: messenger RNA, 868 nt
Organism: Harpia harpyja (harpy eagle)
Lineage: Eukaryota; Metazoa; Chordata; Aves; Accipitriformes; Accipitridae
Gene: NAA10
Product: N-alpha-acetyltransferase 10, NatA catalytic subunit
Exons: 8
Coding region: 113-814 (233 amino acids)
Biological process (GO): N-terminal peptidyl-glutamic acid acetylation
Cellular component (GO): NatA complex
Molecular function (GO): protein N-terminal-serine acetyltransferase activity; protein-N-terminal-glutamate acetyltransferase activity
Source: RefSeq, a predicted model, not a curated record
GCGGGGUGGGCGGGCUUAGCGCUGAUUGGUCGGGGUGAGUCCUUCCGCCGGAAGCGGCGCCAGAGGGGAGAGGGAAGGCGGCGGAACCGGCGGGGCGGCCGUAGCCAUAGCCAUGAACAUCCGAAAUGCGCGGCCCGAGGACCUGAUGAACAUGCAACACUGCAACCUGCUCUGCCUGCCCGAGAAUUACCAGAUGAAAUAUUAUUUUUACCAUGGUCUCUCCUGGCCUCAGCUCUCCUACAUCGCUGAAGAUGAGAACGGGAAGAUCGUGGGUUACGUCCUGGCUAAGAUGGAGGAGGACCCUGAUGACGUCCCUCACGGGCACAUCACAUCCUUGGCAGUGAAGAGAUCCCACCGGCGCUUGGGGUUGGCGCAGAAGCUGAUGGACCAGGCGUCCCGUGCCAUGAUCGAAAACUUCAACGCCAAGUACGUCUCCCUCCAUGUCCGCAAGAGCAACCGGGCAGCUCUGCAUCUCUACUCUAACACUCUCAACUUCCAGAUCAGUGAGGUGGAGCCCAAAUACUACGCGGACGGGGAGGAUGCCUACGCCAUGAAGCGGGACCUCACCCAAAUGGCAGAUGAGCUGCGGAAGCAGGUGGAGCAGAAGGAGCGUGGCCGCCCCCCAGCUCCCACCGAGCCUCCCCGGGGUGGGGAGGGGGUUUGCGGAAGCGGGGGAGCCCCCCUGCAACCUCCAGCAGUACCUCCCCCUCCUGAAGACGGGGGGGCUGACAGCAAAGACCUCAGCGAGGUGAGCGAAACCACCGAGAGCACCGACAUCAAAGACAGCUCCGAGGCUUCCGACUCCGCUUCAUAGGGGCCCCCCCGAAUUUGGGAGCCCCCCACCACCACCCUGAGACCCCCCAGACUC